This is a messenger RNA of Perca fluviatilis (European perch), 1836 nucleotides long. RefSeq lists its product as uncharacterized. The coding region runs from base 398 to 1180 and encodes 260 amino acids. NCBI's taxonomy places the organism in Eukaryota, Metazoa, Chordata, Actinopteri, Perciformes, Percidae. The transcript has 3 exons. The record is from RefSeq and is a predicted model, not a curated record.
GAUAAAAGAAUAUAAAUAAUAAAAAUAAAGAGAUUUGAGAAGAUUGGAAUUUUUUUAACAAAGCUUUUCUUGUGGAAAACCUGAUGCGGCCCAGCCUCACCCAGACUCUGCCUCCAGCGGCCCCCAGGUAAAUUGAGUUUGAGACCCCUGCUUUGGAGAGUAUAGGGAUUCAGAUGGCUGGAACGGGAUCUCUGUGUCUGCACACUACCUAACUGACUGCCUACUGCAUGAGUACAAACACCAGGAGGGUGCUAUCACAAAGCUUCUUCAGGGCACCUUUGGACAGGCUUUCUGCUCAGACCACACACGGAAAGUUGUUAGGAAGGUCACCUUUUCAUCUGGGACCAUGUCAUCAUAUGCAGUCACGAAUGAGAACUGGAUGAUCCUUUGAUGGGUGAUGGUGCAGUCUGAGACAGAAAAGUCACUGAAGCCCAUGUAUGAAGGUAUAGCACACUGCUACAACACUGCAGGCAUAGAGAAGGCACACUACCAGUGGGUAGACAGGGAUUUCUGCGCUGCAUUUAAGGUUGCAGAGUCUUACACAGGAGAGCAUAUGAACUGGGAUGCUUGGACAACUACUAAUGGCAUUGUUGCUGAUGCUACUACUGGUGACCUGCUGAACACCUGUGCAUCAAGAUCCCACUACAAUGAAAACAUAAUUAUCAAGCUGGACUUGUUCCACUGUUUGAGACGGUUCCUCCGUGAGCGUGUGUCAGAGCAUCAUCCCCUGUACAGUUCCUUUGCUCAGUUCCUGUCGGCAGCCUUUUCAGUGGUGGAUCAGGAAGACCUGCAGAGGCUUAAAGAGGCAUAUGCCUUCUGUGGCAUUCAGCCUACCAACCCAACAAAGGCACACAUUUGUCAGCACUGCAGGACCAGAAUUCCACAGCCUGAGGAGCUCGUCAAGAGAGUCGAGGGAGUUUUCCAGCACUUUUACCUCGCAACUGAUCCAAACGGCGUUCCUCUCUUCAAGCCCUCUAUGCUGAAGACAUGGCGCAUUCAGCGCAUACACAUCUUGCGCGAGUGCCUGAGUGAUCCUGAGGUUGAAGGUGGGAUCUUGUACAGGCACGGAGGAACACUGCAGCUAAACCACGUGCAGGGGGAAGGUGCUAAAGUUCCUGUGUGGAUCCCCAUCAGAGGCAGCCAAAUGUUCACCUCCCAACUGUCUUUGAUCCAGCUUUAAUGGCAGAAUUAAAUGCGUUCUCUGAAAGAGUGCUGGGGCACGUGAAGUAUGCAGCUUUUCAUUUCUCCGGCAGAGACACUGGAGAGAAGUUUGGCUUGGAAUAUGUUGAGCCUGGUUGCCGCCAAGUUCCUCUAGACUGGGAUAAGCACAGGAGCAAGACAGACUGAACACCUGCCCUGAAUCCCCCUCCUCAAAGCAGCCCACCCACUGCCCAGGCUGAGCUUCCUCAGUCAUCUUCCAGCUCACCAGCCAAGCUGUUUCAGUUUGCUGCAUGACCUCCUGCUGUUAAACCAGAUGUGACUCCAAGUUCAACUCCUGAGCCUCAGACAGAGCCAGAAACCAGAAGUCCGCUGUCUCUCCCCUUGCUUUCCUCACCAUCUGGUGCUCGCACUGGACCUGUGAAAGAGUUCCAGGAGUCUGCCUUUUAUAAGUCAGAAAAACUGAGGUGGGAGGUCGAAAAGGGACAGUGACGGACAUUGAGAGGGGUGGUGGCGGGGGGGGGGGAGAUGUUUAGUGUGUAUAUACUGUAUAUUUUGCCCAUUUCAUAUUUAUUUUACAUAUUUAGUUUUGUGUAUGUGUGACCUUGCACUAUGGGGCUUGGUGUGUUUAAACUGUCAUUGUUGUAUUUAAUAAACAAGACAUUGCAUUAACCAAUA